Molecule: messenger RNA, 12326 nt
Organism: Chenopodium quinoa (quinoa)
Lineage: Eukaryota; Viridiplantae; Streptophyta; Magnoliopsida; Caryophyllales; Amaranthaceae
Product: E3 ubiquitin-protein ligase UPL1-like
Exons: 16
Coding region: 393-11684 (3763 amino acids)
Biological process (GO): positive regulation of protein catabolic process; protein polyubiquitination; proteasome-mediated ubiquitin-dependent protein catabolic process
Molecular function (GO): protein binding; ubiquitin-protein transferase activity
Source: RefSeq, a predicted model, not a curated record
UCACACGUAUAUAUACACAUAUUAUUAGCACAACCUUACUAAGGAAUUCUCAUCUUUCUCUCUCUCUCUAAACUCUCAAUAUUUUUUGCGAUCUCAUCUCUUUCCCGAAAACCUCACCCGAAAACCCUAGACCUUUUGAUCGCAAAUACUAUCAAUUUUAAUCCAAUUUUAUCUGAUUUUGAUGAUUUCUGAGUAACUUCUCUAAUUCUUAUAAUCUUUUCCUUUUCUUUUUCUGCUGAUUUUUUCAAUUUGCAUACAUAAUCCACAACACUUGAAUUGAGAUUUUUAUUGAAUUUCAAUUCAAUUUUUGUUAGGGUUUUAGUUUCUGGAUAACUUUGAUUAAUUUUUUGCAAUUUUUGCUGGUAAAUGGUUAGCGUGAAGUUCAAUUCAAUAUGAAGCUUAAAAGAAGGAGGGCUUCUGAAGUGCCUCCGAAGAUCAGAUUGUUCAUUAACAGUGUUACAUCUACUCCCCUUGAGAAUAUUCAGGAGCCCCUGAAAGGUUUUGUAUGGGACUUUGAUAAGGGGGAUUUCCACCACUGGGUGGAUCUUUUUAAUCAUUUUGACUCAUAUUUUGAGAAGCACAUAAAACCUAGGAAAGAUUUAUGCUUUGAGGAUGAUUUUUUGGAGUGUGAUCCUCCAUUCCCUAGAGAAGCUGUUCUUCAGAUACUCCGGGUUAUGAGGAUCAUUUUGGAGAAUUGCACUAAUAAACAUUUUCUUAGUUGUUAUGAGCAGCAUCUAUCAUCUUUGAUGGCUUCUGCUGAUGCUGAUGUUGUUGAAGCUAGCCUGCAGACUCUAGCAACUUUUUUAAAAAAGACAGUAGGAAAGUAUUCAAUUAGAGAUGCUUCUCUAAGUUCUAGGUUGCUUUCUUUUGCACAAGGAUGGGGUUGCAAGGAAGAAGGACUUGGGCUAACUGCAUGUACGUUGGAAAAUGGAUGUGAUACUGUUGCAUAUGAGUUAGGGCGUACCCUUCAUUUUGAAUUCUAUAGAGUGGCUGAAUCAUCUACAGAGUAUGAAGCUACAGGAGGGCUUCAAAUUAUUCAUGUACCUGAUGUUAUUAGCCGCAAAGAAAGUGAUCUUGAGCUUUUGAACAUGUUAGUUAAAGAAUAUGGAGUUCCUUUAAACUUAAGAUUUUCUUUAUUCACCAGACUGCGGUUUGCGAGGGCCUUUGGGUCUCUGGCAUCACGGCAGCAAUAUACAUGCAUUCGAUUGUAUGCUUUUGUGGUUCUCAUUCAAGCAAGCAGUGAUGCUGAUGAUUUGACGUCCUUUUUCAACACUGAACCUGAAUUCACCAACGAGUUGGUCUCAUUAUUAAGUUAUGAGGAUUUGAUUCCGGAGAAAAUCCGAACAUUGAGUCUGCGUUCUUUAGUUGCUCUUUCUCAAGAUAGGACCCGCCAGCCUACUGUUCUUGCUGCUGUGACCUCUGGCGGACAGCGUGGAAUCCUUUCCAGCCUCAUGCAAAAGGCAAUUGACUCUGUCUCCAAUGGCUCUUCAAAGUGGUCUGUUGUUUUUGCUGAGGCUCUCUUGUCACUUGUCACUAUCUUAGUCUCCUCGUCAUCUGGUUGUUCUGCAAUGCGUGAAGCUGGAUUUAUACCAACUCUUCUGCCCCUUCUUAAGGAUACAGAUCCUCAACACCUGCAUUUAGUUGGUACUGCUGUACAUGUUCUUGAGGCUUUCAUGGAUUAUAGUAAUCCAGCUGUAGCGUUGUUUAGAGACUUGGGGGGCUUAGAUGAAACUAUUAAUCGCCUAAAGGUAGAGGUAUCUGUGAUAGAAAAUGGUUUACAGCAAUCAUGUGGAAAUUCUGAUAGUAGCAGGACGAGCACUGAGGUUAUAGUGGGUACUUCAGCUGUUCUAGAUGACAUUCAACCCCUUUACUCAGAGUCUUUGCUCGCUCAUCAUAGACGUCUGCUAAUGAAAGCUCUGCUUCGUGCUAUUAAUCUUGGAACCUAUGCUCCUGGGAGUACUGAUCGUAUCUAUGGUUCCGAGGAAAGCCUGUUACCCCAAUGCUUAUGCAUUAUUUUUCGAAAAGCAAAAGAUUUUGGUGGUGGGGUGUUCUCACUUGCUGCCACUGUUAUGAGUGAUCUGAUUCAUAAGGAUCCUACCUGUUUUUCUGUUUUAGAUGCUGCUGGCCUACCAUCUGCCUUCAUGGAUGCUAUAAUGGAUGGUGUAGUUUGCUCUGCAGAUGCCAUAACAUGUAUACCUCAGUGCCUUGAUGCCUUAUGCCUAAACAACAAUGGUCUUCAGGCAGUUAAAGAUCGCAAUGCUUUGAGUUGUUUUGUUAAAAUAUUUACUUCAAAGGCAUAUUUACGUGCUCUAGCUGGGGAUGCUCCAGGGGCCUUGUCCAGCGGACUGGAUGAACUUAUGCGCCAUGCUGCCACAUUGCGUGAGCCUGGGGUUGAUAUACUGAUUGAGAUAUUGAAUACAAUCUUAAAACUUGGAUCUGCAGAUGAUUCUUCACCCUCAGUUGAUUCUUUACCCUGCCCAGCUCCUGUUCCAAUGGGUACAGAUUCAGAUGUUAGGAGCUUGUCUUCACCUGAUGAGAGGGAAUCACAGAAGACAGGAAGUACUGAUCUAAUUGAUCUGUCAUCUGAUGCUACUGUUGUCAGUUUGGAGUCAUAUCUUCCAGAUUGUGUUAGUAAUGCUUGUCGUCUUCUUGAGACCAUUCUUCAGAAUUCUGAUGCAUGUCGCCUAUUCUUUGAUAAGAAAGGAGUUGAAGCUGUUCUGCAGAUGUUUACGUUGCCAUUGUUGCCUGUUUCAGUUUCAGUUGGUCAGAGUGUUUCCACUGCUUUUAAAAACUUUUCAGCACAGCAUUCUGCCUCUCUAGCAAAGGCUGUGUGUGCAUUUCUGAAGGAGCAUUUGAAUACAACAAUUGAAGUGAUAGACUCAAUCGAGGGAACUCCUAUUGCUUCUCUGGAAUCUGCAAAACAGACCAAAGUCACGAGAUGUCUUUCUAGUUUGGAAGGCCUUUUAUCCCUUUCCAAUUCCUUGUUAAAAGGGACUACAACACUUGUCUCAGAGCUGGGAGCUGGUGAUGCUGAUGUGCUGAAAGAUAUCGGUAGGGUGUAUAGGGAAGUGCUCUGGCAAAUCUCUUUAUCAUGCGAUACAAAGGCAGAACAGAAACAAAAUGUUGAAGUAGAAACUGAAAAUGCGGAAGCAGCUUCGUCCACUGCAGCUGGGAGAGAAAGUGAUGAAGAUGCUGGCAUUCCAGUGGUCAGAUAUAUGAAUCCUGUUAGUAUCCGGAGUGGUUCUCAAUCUCAGUGGGCUGGAGAGCGUGAUUUUUUGUCGGUCAUUCGCUCUGGCGAGGGAUUAAGUCGUCGUAAUCGACAUAGUUUGACACGUAUAAGAGGUGGGAGGACUGACAGGCAUUUAGAUUCUUUUAACAUGGAUUCAGACGUUUCAGCAAAUGUGCAGGAGCCAUCUUCCUCACUGGAACACAAAAAGAAAAGCCCUGAUGUUCUUGCAUCUGAUAUCCUCUCUAAGCUCUCUGCUACCAUGCGUUCAUUCUACACUGCACUCAUAAAGGGUAUCAGUUCACCAAAUCGACGUAGAGCUGACUCAGGAGUGGUGAGUUCUGUUGCAAAGAACGUUGGAACUGUUCUUGCCAAAAUAUUUCUGGAGGCCCUUAGUUUCUCUGGGUAUUCUAGUCCGACAGGACUUGAAAUGUCAUUGUCAGUUAAAUGUCGUUAUCUUGGAAAAGUUGUACAUGAUAUGGCAGCUCUCACAUUUGACAGCAGGCGUCGUAUAUGUCACACAGCAAUGGUGAAUAAUUUCUAUGUCAAUGGUUCCUUCAAGGAACUCAUGACAACUUUUGAAGCCACCAGUCAAUUGUUAUGGUCACUACCGCACUCAAUUCCAAUAUCUGGUGUAGACCCAGGUAAGGUAGGUGAAGGAAGCAAAUUGGAUCAUAACUCUUGGUUGCUUGAUACAUUGCAGUGUUAUUGUCGUCUGCUAGAGUACUUUGUGAAUUCUUCCCUACUUCUCUCUCCAACCUCUCCAUCCCAGGCUCAGCUGCUUGUUCAGCCAGUUGCUGUUGGUCUGUCAAUCGGGUUGUUUCCUGUUCCAAGAGAUCCAGAAGUGUUUGUCCGCAUGCUCCAAUCUCAGGUUCUUGAUGUGAUACUUCCGGUGUGGAACCACCCCAUGUUUCCUCAUUGUAGUGCUUCUUUUAUUACUUCUGUUCUUUCACUUGUUACACACAUAUAUUCUGGAGUUGGGGACCUAAAACGGAAUCGCAGUGGUGUUACAGGGAGUUCUAAUCAGCGUGUAGCUCCACCACCUGAUGAAGCUACUAUAUCUACCAUUGUUGAGAUGGGGUUUUCAAGGGCAAGAGCAGAAGAAGCUCUGAGAAGAGUGGAGAGUAAUAGCGUGGAGAUGGCAAUGGAUUGGUUGUGCACUCAUGCUGAAGAUCCUGUGCACGAGGAGGAUGAACUGGCACAGGCUCUUGCAUUGUCAUUAGGGAGUUCAGCAGAAACAUCUAAGUCUGAUAAUAAUGAUAAGUCAGUUGAUGUUCAGGCUGAAGAGGGACAAAUGAAGGUCCCUCCUGUUGAUGAUAUACUUGGAGCUGCAAUGAAGUUGUUUCAGAGUGGAGAUUCUUUGGCUUUUCCCUUGACUGAUUUGCUUGCAACCCUUUGCAAUCGAAACAAGGGUGAAGAUCGUCUUAAAGUUGCAUCUUAUCUAAUUCAGCAGCUGAAACUUUGUUCUUCUGAUUUGUCAAAGGAUGCUAGUGCCGUGUCGUCUAUAUCACAUAUUUUGGCAUUGCUUCUCUCUGAAGAUGCAGAUGCUAGAGAAAUUGCUGCUCAAAAUGGUAUCGUCUCAGUUGCUAUUGAUAUCUUGAAGAAUUCAAGAAGUAAUCAGCUCGGGAAGGAUGUUUUGAGCACUAAAAGCACUAGUGCUUUGCUGCUUAUAUUGGAUAACUUGUUACAAUCCAGGCCCAAAUUUUCCUCUGCAAAUGCAGGGAUAGCUUCAACUGAUCCACUACCUGAUUCAUCUGAAGAGCAUGCUUCUGUGGAAGCUUCAGUUCCUGAGAAUGAGGGAAAGUUAAAAUCAGGUGCUUGCGAGGAGGAGUCUGUCUUUGCUUUUGAGAAAAUAUUUGGAAAAUCAACCGGUCACCUUUCCAUGAAUGAGUGUCAUUCUGUACUUGAGAUUGCAUGUGAUAUGCUAAAACAACAGGUUCCGGCGGUAAUUAUGCAGGCGGUGUUACAACUAUGUGCUCGGUUGACCAAAACGCAUGCAUUAGCCUUGCAAUUUCUUGAAAAUGGAGGCAUGGCUGCUCUGUUUGAUUUGCCAAGAAGUUGUUUCUUUGCUGGUUAUGAUACUCUGGCUUCUGCAAUUGUCAGGCAUUUGCUUGAAGACCCUCAAACUCUGCAAACUGCCAUGGAAUUAGAAAUUCGGCAAACAUUGAGUGGAGGUCGUCAUGCUGGACGUAUUCCUACUCGCAUAUUUUUGACAUCGAUGGCACCUGUCAUCUCUAGAGAUCCUGUAAUAUUCACAAAGGCUGCUACAGCAGUUUGUCAGUUGGAGUCAUCUGCUGGGAGGACUGUUGUUGUUUUGUCAAAGGAAAAAGAGAAGGAAAAGGAGAGGUCUAAAGUCACUGGUGCUACUGAGGGUGCAUUGUCUUCCAAUGAGCCUAUUCGUAUUUCUGAAACGAAGGUUCAGGAUGGGCCAGGAAAAGGUUCAAAAGGUCAUAAAAAGAUUCCUGUAAAUCUUGCUCAAGUAAUAGACCAGCUUCUUGAAAUAAUCUUGCAAUUCCCUUGUUCAAACAUCCAGGAAGAUUGUACAAGCUACCAAGCAGCUAUGGAGGUAGAUGAACCUGGUACAAGUAUGAAAGGUAAAUCAAAGAUUGAUGAAGCAACUAAGGGAGAUUCAGUUGUCCUACCUGAAAGUUCAGCAGCUCUUGCUAAGGUUAUAUUUGUCUUGAAAUUGUUGAGCGAUAUUCUUUUGAUGUAUGUUCAUGCAAUUAGUGUUGUAUUAAAACGGGAUUCAGAGAUUUGUCAGUUGCGGGUUUCUUCUCAGCUUGAUUCUCCUGGGCAGGGUGGCAUUGUUCACCAUGUGUUACAUAAACUUCUUCCUCUGUCUUCUGAUAAAUCUAGUAAGCCUGGUGAUUUGAGGGCAAAAUUAUCUGAAAAGGCUUCAUGGUUUUUGGUAGUUUUAUGUGGACGUUCAAGUGAAGGGCGCAGACGUGUCAUCAGUGAGCUUGUGAAGGCCUUAUCAUUGUAUACUAAUUUGGACAGCAACUCUCUUCAAAGCAGUUUGCUACCAGAUAGAAAGGUUUUAGCAUUUGUGGAAUUGGCAUAUUCUGUCUUGUCAAAGAAUGCUUCCUCAAGUAGCUUAUCUGUCUCUGGCUAUUCACCAGACAUAGCACGAGGCUUGAUUGAUGGAGGAAUUGUGCCAUGUUUGUCCAGCAUUCUUCAAGCUAUUGAUUUGGACCAUCCAGAUGCUUCUAAAAUUGCAAAUCUCAUUCUUAAGGCUUUGGAAAGCUUAACUCGGGCUGCUAAUGCAAGUGAGCAAUCAUAUAAAUCUGAUGUCCAGAACAAAAAGAAGUCUAAUGGUUCACAAGGAAGAUCUGAUGAUCAGACAACAAAUGCAGUAGUCAAUGAUAAUACACAGCACAAUGACAACCGAAUCAGUGAGCAGGAAGCAGGGAAUGCACAGGUUGAUGGAGCCAACCCUCAUGAAGGUGCUGGAUUCACAGAAAGUACUCAUGGUACUGAUGUGGUUAGAUCAGAUAAUCAAGAUGUGAGGGCUGAAGGAGAAGGAAUGCAAGUUACAAAUGCAACUGUGGAGCUUGCUAUGGAGUUUCCAGGUGAUGAGAUGGAAGAAGGUGAUCUAAUUCAUAACAGCAAUCGGAUUGGUAUGGAAUUCCAUGUUGAACAUCGAGCUGAUGAGGGUGUUGGUGAUGAAGAUGAUGACAUGGGGGGUGAAGGCGAGGAGGAGGAGGAUGAAGAAGAUGAUGAUGGUGAGGACGAAGAUGAGGAUAUUGCUGAAGAUGGUACUGCUCUGAUGUCUCUUGCAGAUACUGAUGUUGAUGAUCAUGAAGAUGCAGGAUUUGGAGAUGAUUACAAUGAUGAGAUGAUUGAUGAUGAGGAGGAUGAUUAUCAUGAGAACCGAGUUAUAGAGGUAAGGUGGAGAGAGGCCUUGGGUGGAUUUCAUCAUCUCCAGGUUGCCCAAUCUGGAAGUGGCCUCAUAGAUGUUCCUUCAGAGCCCUUUGAAGGGGUGAAUGUGGAUGACCUAUUUGGGCUUCGAAGAACCUUAGGUUUUGAUAGACGCCGACAGACUAGUAGAUCCUUUGAUCGAAAUAAUACAGAUGGUGGUCUCCAGCAUCCUCUGCUCUCGAGGCCACCUCAAUCAGGUGAUGCUUCAUUGUGGUCAUCAGCUGGCAACGUAUCUAGGGAUUCAGAAUCCUUGUCAGGAGCGGGUGUUGAUGUAUCUCAAUUUUACAUGUUUGAUACUCCUCCUUUCCUAUAUGAUUUUGGACCAGGUAGUGUAAUUGGUGACCGUUCAGGUGGAACAGCACCACCACCAUUGACUGAUUACUCAGUUGGUAUGGACUCAUCGCAGUUAGUUGGGCGAAGAGGACCUGGUGAUGGUCGAUGGGCUGAUGAUGGUCAGCCACAAGCAGGGAAUCAAGCAUCUGCCAUUGCACAGGCCGUAGAAGAAGUUUUUGUUUCUGUUUUACAUGGUGCAUCUACGACUGAGACUCCAGUUGGAAUACAGUCUCAGAAUACGAGUCAACCAGAACAACAGUUGGAUGCUGGACAAAACUGUGAUAGUAAUUUGGAAAUGGAGGGAAAUCCCUCGCGUGAUGUCCAUGGGCACAGUGAGGUGCUGCUAGAAAAUGGUGAAACUGAACCUCAGCAAGUAAUUUCACUAGACAUUGUUUCUAAUCAAGAUAGUAUCAAUGCACAGGCUGUGACAGAGGUAGCAGCAGUCCAUGAAAGUGAACCCUUGUCAAGUAAUAUAGCACAUCAUAGCAUGGAAUCUGAAGAUGGCAACGACCCUUCUGACGACUUGAUGAGAAUAGAACAAGAGCCUUUGCCAUCAGCAGACCCUGUAAGUGAUCUGCAGCAUGGAGCAGAUAUUGGUGACCUAGAUAAUCUACGUGAUGAUCAAAUGGAGGUUCGUGUGGCUGAUGUAUCUUCAGGAACUGAUAGCCAGCUUAAUAAUGAUGUGAAUAAUCCCGAUCUUGCGAUGUUAAAUCAAUCUGAACAUCCUUCUGUCUGUGCUAACCCUGAUAUUGAGAUGGCUGGGACAAAUGAGGAGCCUGUUCAAAUCAAUCAACUCCUGCCUGCUGAGAGUAAUGAGCCAGUAGCUGAUCAGAAUGCUCCUGUUAAUGGAAAUUCAAUGGAAUCUGAACAUGUUGAAGCUAAUGCUGAGCCCUCUGGGCCCAACGUAAUUGAUCCAACCUUCUUGGAAGCACUUCCUGAAGACUUGCGAGCUGAAGUAUUAGCUUCUCAGCAAUCACAGCCAACUCAACCGCCUACAUAUACUCCACCUUCAAUGGAAGACAUUGAUCCCGAGUUUCUUGCUGCACUGCCUCCCGAGAUUCAAGCUGAAGUUUUGGCCCAGCAACGAGUACAGAGGCUGGCUCAGCAGAGUGAAGGACAACCAGUUGACAUGGAUAAUGCUUCUAUAAUAGCUACUCUUCCAGCAGAUUUGCGCGAGGAGGUGUUGUUGACAUCAUCUGAAGCAGUUUUAUCAGCUUUGCCUUCUCCAUUACUCGCUGAAGCUCAAAUGCUUAGGGAUAGAGCAAUGAGUCAUUAUCAGGCUCGCAGCCUUUUUGGAAGCAGCCAUAGACUACCUAAUCGCAGGAAUGGUUUGGGCUUUGAUCGACAGUCUGUCAUGGACCGUGGUGUUGGAGUAACCAUUGGACGCAGAACAGGUGCUGCCCUUUCAGAUGUCUUGAAAGUGAAAGAAGUUGAAGGUGAGCCGCUUCUGGAUGGAAAUGCGCUGAAGGCAUUGAUAAGGCUCUUACGCUUGGCACAGCCUCUUGGUAAAGGCCUUUUGCAGAGGCUUUUGUUAAACCUGUGUGCUCAUAGUGUCACUAGAGCAACCUUAAUUUAUCUAUUGCUCGAGAUGAUCAAGCCUGAGGCUGAAGGUGUAGCUGGAAAUAUUUCAAUGAUCAAUCCCCAGAGGCUCUAUGGUUGCUCCCCAAAUAUGGUCCAUGGUCAAUCUCAGUUGUUAGAGGGUCUUCCACCCUUGGUUUUGCGUCGUGUUCUUGAGAUAUUGAAUUAUUUGGCUACCAAUCAUUCUUCUGUUGCGAAUACAUUGUUCUACUUUGAGCCAUCGCUUUUGCCUGAUUCCUCCCAGAAGAUUGCAGAAGCCAAAAAGGGAAAGGGAAAAGAAAAAGUAGGGGAACCUGGAGCGUCUUCUAACUCUGUUCAGGAAUAUGAGGAAGGGUGUACUCCUUUAAUAUUGUUGCUGAAGCUUUUGAAUCGUCCCCUUUUCCGGCGUAGCAUUGCUCAUGUUGAGCAGGUUAUGGGUCUGCUUCAAGUUGUGGUCUAUACUGCAGCUUCAAGAUUAGAGAGCCUGACUCCCCCUGAGCAGGUCAUGGGUGCUUCUCAGAAUUUGACUGAUAAAGCUUCUGAUGAGGUAGAAAAAGAUGUUACCGUGGUGGAAACAGAGACUAGCCAACAGAAUGAAGUUGAAAAUGGGGAAACCUCUAUAUCUGAUAAGAAGACAGGAGGUCAUAACGUCUAUGAUAUCUUCACGCAGCUGCCAAGAUCUGAUUUGCGUAAUCUUUCCCGUCUUCUUGGCUAUGAGGGGCUCUCAGACAAAGUGUACAUGCUUGCUGGUGAGGUGCUAAAGAAGUUGGCUUCUGUGAUUGCCUCUCAUCGUAAAUUUUUUACGCAAGAGCUUUCAGAUCUUGCUCAGGAUUUGAGCAGUGCUGCUGUGUCUGAGCUCAAUACUCUGAAGAAUACGCGGAUGAUGGGUCUUGGUGCUGGUUCUGUGGCUGGUGCUGCCAUGCUUCGAGUACUGCAAGCACUUAGCUCAUUAAUAUCGCAAAGUGUUGAUGGCUCUAGUUGUCUAGGGAACUGUGAGGAAGAAGAGCAAGCCAUACUGCUGAAGUUGAAUUCUGCUCUGGAACCGUUGUGGCAGGAGCUUAGCAACUGUAUUAGCACAACUGAGUUAGAGCUAGGACAAAGCACUUUACCACCAAUUGUGGCUUCUAUGAAUUCCGAGGAUGGUGUUGGAUCCACUCUCUCAUCCCCUCCCCUUCCUCCUGGGACACAAAGGCUCUUGCCUUUCAUCGAGUCUUUCUUUGUUCUGUGUGAAAAGUUGCAGUCAAGCAGUUCCUUUGUUCAGCAGGAUCAAAACAAUGUCACUGCUCAAGAAGUAAAAGAAUCAGCUGACGCUUCUUCCUCAACACUGUCGAAGUGUGGUGCUGAUUCUCAGAGAAGAUUUGACAGCGCAGUCAUAUUUUCAAGGUUUGCUGACAAGCAUCGGCGACUCUUGAAUGCAUUUAUCAGGCAAAAUCCAGGGUUGUUGGAAAAGUCACUCUCUAUGAUGCUGAAAGCUCCUCGUCUCAUUGAUUUUGAUAACAAGAGGGCAUACUUUCGUUCUAGAAUUAGACAUCAGCAUGAGCAACACCUUGCUGGGCCACUCAGAAUCAGUGUUCGUCGGGCAUAUGUUCUUGAAGACUCAUAUAAUCAGCUGCGAAUGAGGUCAAAUCAGGAUCUGAAGGGGCGUUUGAACGUGCAGUUUCAAGGUGAAGAGGGAAUUGAUGCUGGUGGUCUCACACGAGAGUGGUACCAGUUGUUGUCAAGGGUUAUCUUUGAUAAGGGGGCGCUACUUUUCACCACAGUUGGGAAUAAUGCAACCUUCCAGCCGAAUCCUAAUUCUGUCUACCAGACUGAACAUCUAUCUUACUUCAAAUUUGUUGGUCGUGUGGUUGCCAAGGCCUUAUUCGACGGGCAACUUUUAGAUGUGUAUUUCACCCGUUCCUUCUACAAGCAUAUUUUGGGCGUGAAGGUGACCUAUCAUGAUAUUGAGGCAGUUGAUCCAGAUUACUAUAAAAAUUUGAAGUGGUUGCUGGAGAAUGAUGUAAAUGAUAUUCUAGACCUUACUUUUAGCAUGGACGCAGAUGAGGAGAAACUUAUUCUGUAUGAGAAAACACAGGUCACUGAUUAUGAGCUUAAACCCGGAGGCAGAAAUAUAAGGGUUACAGAGGAAACAAAGCACGAGUAUGUUGAUCUUGUUGCUGACCAUAUUUUGACAAAUGCUAUCCGUCCCCAAAUUAAUUCGUUCCUUGAAGGUUUUAAUGAAUUGGUGCCUCGGGAGUUGAUUUCUAUUUUCAAUGAUAAAGAGCUUGAACUCCUUAUAAGUGGACUUCCAGAAAUUGACUUGGAUGAUUUGAAGGUCAACACAGAGUAUACUGGCUACACAGUUGCUUCCAAUGUCAUUCAGUGGUUCUGGGAGGUUGCGAGUAGUUUCAGCAAGGAAGACAUGGCGAGGCUCCUACAAUUCGUUACUGGAACGUCAAAGGUACCGUUGGAGGGUUUCAAAGCAUUGCAAGGUAUCUCUGGCCCUCAAAAAUUCCAGAUACACAAAGCAUAUGGAGCUCCGGAGCGGCUUCCAUCUGCCCAUACAUGUUUCAAUCAAUUGGACCUUCCUGAAUAUUCUACGAAGGAGCAGCUUCGAGAAAGAUUGCUGCUUGCUAUUCAUGAAGCUAGUGAAGGCUUUGGCUUUGGCUGAUCCUGUUUAUCGCAUCAUAUAGCCUGAAAGAAGCGCCUUCAAGUUCCCAUCUAAUAUUUUUGUACAUAUUUACCAGUAAAGUUCUUGAAAGCAGAGGCUCGUAAUCUGAAAGGCUGAAUGGUUGAUGAUGGUUGGCGUUGGAAGUUAACUUUGGCUUUAUCAGCUGACGUAUGUCUGGAGUUGUAGCCUUGCCACGCUGUGGGGUGAAACUUCACCUUUUUGUCCUUGGGUACUUUGAAAUUGGAAGGGCAUAAUUCAGGGAUAUGUAUAAGAACUUCGCUUCAGCUCAAAAGCUGACGCCUUUCUGGAGUUGUAGCCUUGCUGAGCUGUGGGAUUAAUCAUCACCUUUUUGUCCUCAGAUACUUGGAGCUUGGAAGGCCAUGAAUAUACAUAACUAGCUUUUUGAUUUUUUUUUUUUUUUUCUUUUUUCGGAUAGAUGUUCAUAUUUUUAAAGGGGUUAAUUUUGUCUAUAGUAGGCAAUUAGGCAGAUUUUUUUUUACCCCGCCAGUAAUAUUGUUUAGAAAAUAGUGUAUAUGGCCAAUUGGCUAUUGGGUUUCAAAUAAAUUUCUCUGGGCUGUAGAAUUAAUUGGCUCUUGACGAAUAUAUAUAAAUUAUGCAUAUAUAAUUUGCAGUUCAUUUGAA